Molecule: messenger RNA, 975 nt
Organism: Knipowitschia caucasica
Lineage: Eukaryota; Metazoa; Chordata; Actinopteri; Gobiiformes; Gobiidae
Source: the annotation of a GenBank genome assembly
AUGGCGGCCAGGCUCAUGCACAGGUUAAACGGAUUGUUUUGUGUUUACAAACCUCCGGGAGUUCACUGGAAGCUGGUGCGGGACACAGUGGAAACCAAUCUUCUCAAAGACAUAAAUGCAGCAGGAGUCAGUCCUGUUCCACAAGAAGUGCGAGGUUUUCUUUCCAACGACUUUGAAGAAGAAGUUCCCAAGGCACUCAUCCAGUCAGCUGCUAAUGCGCCGAUUCUGUCCAAGCAUCCUUUAGUUACUGGUCCUGAUUUUCACCGUAUUAAGGUUGGAGUGGGCCAUCGCCUGGAUGCUUUUUCGUCAGGUGUUUUCGUUCUAGGAGUUGGAAAUGCAAACAAAUGUAUUUCUGAUUUUUAUACUUCUCGGGUCACAAGGGACUAUACCGUUAAGGGUGAGUUUGGAACAGCAACCAACGACUUUUCAAGUGAAGGCAGGACAAUAGAAAGAUCCACUUAUGAUCAUCUCACUCAGGAUAAACUUGAAAAAGUCUUGGCAAUGCUGCAGGGAGCCAAUCAAAAGGCACUGUUAAUGUAUUCAAGAGUAGAUAUGCGCUCACAAGAAGCAUAUGAAAUGGCAGUUCAAGGCCGACUGGGACCAGAGGAAAAGUCUGUGCCAAUUAUUUUAGGCCUGCGCUGCAUUCACUUUGAACCUCCCAGUUUUACUUUAGAGGUCCAAGUUAUAAAUGAAACACAGAAAUAUCUUCGUAAGGUAGUGCACGAGAUCGGACUGGAGUUGCGCAGCACAGCGGUUUGUAAAAGCAUUCGACGGACUAGAGAUGGACAUUUCACCGUGCACCACGCUCUCACACGGAACCAGUGGACUGCUGCAGACGUUAUGAAAGCCAUCCAACAGCACCACACGAGUCAGAAGAGAAGGGAUGCCACAAAACAAAACAGCCUGGAUGUGGAGGAAGGAGUUAUACACACCAGUCACGUCACGACAGACACUGUUAAUACAAAAAAUAUUUGA